This is a messenger RNA of Oryzias latipes (Japanese medaka), 902 nucleotides long. It is a transcript of the gene naa20, whose product is annotated as N-alpha-acetyltransferase 20, NatB catalytic subunit. Gene Ontology annotation, cellular component: NatB complex. NCBI's taxonomy places the organism in Eukaryota, Metazoa, Chordata, Actinopteri, Beloniformes, Adrianichthyidae. Gene Ontology annotation, molecular function: protein-N-terminal amino-acid acetyltransferase activity. The record is from RefSeq and is a predicted model, not a curated record. Gene Ontology annotation, biological process: N-terminal peptidyl-methionine acetylation.
UCCUAAGUCUCUCGUGGUCUUUUUACAUUGAAGUCCUUCUUCUUCUCUGCUCGGCUUACUGUAGUUAGCAAACAUGACAACGCUGCGACCCUUUACCUGCGAUGAUUUAUUCAAAUUCAACAACAUAAAUUUGGAUCCUUUAACUGAGACUUAUGGGAUCCCAUUUUACCUGCAGUACCUGGCUCACUGGCCAGAGUACUUUAUUGUUGCUGAGGCUCCUGGUGGGGAACUGAUGGGCUACAUAAUGGGGAAGGCAGAGGGAUCUGUUGCUCGCGAGGAGUGGCACGGUCACGUCACCGCUCUGUCUGUGGCUCCGGAGUUCAGAAGGCUCGGGCUGGCCGCCAAGCUCAUGGAAAUGUUGGAGGAAAUCUCAGAGAGGAAGGGAGGAUUCUUUGUGGAUCUGUUUGUGCGAGUGUCCAACCAGGUUGCUGUAAACAUGUACAGACGUCUGGGUUACAGCGUGUACAGGACAGUCAUCGAGUAUUACUCUGCCAGCAACGGGGAGCCCGAUGAAGAUGCUUACGAUAUGAGGAAAGCUCUGUCCAGAGACACAGAGAAGAAGUCGAUCAUCCCGCUGCCACACCCGGUCAGACCGGAGGAUAUUGAAUAACAUCAGAGUGUGGCUCUCUGACUCGGAUCUGCCGUCUUUAUUCUGCUGUGUUGUGAUUUCAGCUGUAGUUCAGUGACCAUGUAAAUAGUGAAAAUGACACACAAGCGCCUUUUUUUUCUGCUUCAAAGUCGGAGAGCCACUGAAUGUACAAAACGUUGCAGUUUUUAGUUUUUAUUUCUUAUAAAUUUGAAAGAAAGUCAGUUGAGAAAACACACAAAUGAGUCUAAGCGGUGUAACGACACAGAGAAAAGUUGCAAUAAAGAUGGCUCGUGAGCUGAGUUUUUUAAAAAAA